GGGUACAGUUUCACUGACAGUCAGUCAUAUCCACCUAUUAUCACCCAUCCAUCUGAUCAGACUCCCGCAUAUCAGCGCCUUAUCCAUGCCUGUUUCUUGCCAGGUGGGUUCUUCAUUGAUAAGUGGGGAACGGUGACAUCCUCACUGGCCUUCCUGCUUUCCUGAGAAGGUGAAGCAGCCUUCUUAUUAUCACCGUUAGCCGCUAUGAGACGACUAACGGGAAAGGCGAAGGAGGAAACUUUGAUCGAGCUGCACAGCGCCUCGGAUUCUCAGCUCACAGAUGGUCCUGCUGUGCUGACUGCAUUCAGGAUAAACUUACCCUCAGAUGAAGGCAGCGGUAAUGGGGUCAAUUCAUUAUCAGAACGAGCUUCACUGCCUGGACAUUCGGAAACUGAAAGGCUGCGACCAAACAGAGACACGGUGUUCUUCAGGGACGGUGUGCGCAGAAUAGACUUUGUUUUGUCUUAUGUAGAUGACAAAGAUGAGAGGAAACAGGAAAGGAGAAAGACCUUUGAGGCUAACCUUGCAAAUGAAGGUCUGCAUCUGGAAACAGAGGACAAAUCGGAGUCCAAAGAUCAGAAGACAUACUUUUUGAAGAUCCACGCUCCAUGGGAAGUUCUCGCCAAACAUGCUGAUAUCCUGAAAAUUAAAGUCCCCUUCAAAGAGAGUGACAUACAGCAUGGUCAGGACGUCCAUCUGGACUGGCUGUCCUGCCCUUUCCGCCUGCCUGACCACAUCAUGCAUCCACAGACGGACUACUUUACAUGCCCCUUUGACAAGAAUAAGGAGGACUUCUUCCUAAUCAACGACAAAGACACUUUCUUUCCUCCAUCUAUGAGAAACAGAAUUGUGUUUUAUAUCCUAGGUCGUGUCCCGUACUACAGCGAGGGCCGGACCGACAAAGAGAAGACGGGUAUCAAACGAUUACUCAGCAAUGGGACCUACACUGCAGCCUUCCCCCUCCACGAUUGUCGAUACUGGAAAGCAGCAAGAGAUGCAGAGUGUGAGAGUGAGCGCUUCAACCUGUACAAGCACUGGGCGAGGUUUCUCUGCUUUUACAAAGAGCAGCCUCUAAACCUUAUCAAGAAGUAUUAUGGAGAAAAAAUUGGGAUCUAUUUUGCUUGGCUUGGGUUCUACACUGAGAUGCUGUUCUUUGCAGCUGUCAUGGGUGUUAUAUGUUUCACCUAUGGAUUGCUCAGCUAUGACGACAACAAAUCAAGUGCAGAAAUCUGUGAUCCAGAAAUCGGUGGCAGUAUAUUGAUGUGCCCCCUCUGUGACAAAAAGUGUCCUUUUUGGAAGCUCAACACCACCUGUCUCUCAUCCUGGCAAUCCCAUCUCUUUGACAACGAGGGAACAAUAUUCUUUGCCAUAUUUAUGGGGAUUUGGGUAACUCUGUUCUUGGAGUUCUGGAAGCGACGUCAGGCUCGACUCGAGUACGAAUGGGAUCUGGUGGAUUUCGAGGAGGAACAGCAGCAGCUUCAAAUUCGCCCAGAGUUUGAAAUCAAAUGCACAAAGAGGAGAAAAAACAAGAUCACACAGGAAAUGGAGCCAUAUCUUCCCGUCACAAGCAAGUGUGCACGUUUCUGCUUCUCAGGAGCCACUGUCAUACUCUGGAUUUCUUUGAUCGUGGCCUGUAUCAUUGGGGUGAUAGCGUACAGGCUGGCUGUAUAUGCAGCCUUCGCAAGCAUCAUUAAGGAUCCAUUGAGAAAGAUCCAACUGGUUGGGAGAUUUAUCAACCCACAGCUCGCCACGUCUGUCACUGCUUCCUGCAUUAAUUUUGCCAUCAUCAUGAUCCUGAACUUUUUUUACGAAAGAGUUGCCAUCUGGAUCACUGAUAUGGAAAUCCCCAAAACUCACCUGGAAUAUGAGAACCGGUUGACUAUCAAGAUGUUUCUGUUCCAGUUUGUUAACUACUACUCAUCCUGCUUCUACGUGGCCUUUUUUAAAGGGAAAUUUGUUGGUUAUCCAGGGAAGUAUUCCUACAUGUUUGGAAAUAUGACCAAACUGAGGAAUGAAGAGUGUGAUCCUGGUGGCUGCCUGAUAGAGCUGACCACUCAGCUGGUGAUCGUCAUGGCUGGGAAACAGUUGUGGGGGAACAUACAGGAGGCUCUGCUGCCGUUGAUGCGCAACUGGUGGAGCAGCAGAAGGGGAAGACACAACCAUGAAAACCAUAUUAGCCGCUGGGAGCAGGACUAUGUUCUGCUCAACUUCAGCCAGAUCGGCCUUUUUUAUGAGUACCUUGAGAUGGUGAUCCAGUUUGGAUUCAUCACUUUGUUUGUGGCCUCCUUCCCCUUGGCCCCCCUCCUUGCCCUGUUUAACAACAUCCUGGAAAUUAGAGUUGACGCCUGGAAGUUUACCACCCAGUUCAGGCGACCGGUGGCAUCCAAGGCCCGAAACAUCGGAGCAUGGCAGGAGAUCCUCAAUUCAGUGGCCAUUUUGUCUGUUGUCACCAAUGCUUUUAUCAUGGCGUUUACUUCAGACAUGAUCCCACGUAUGGUAUACCUGUAUGCCUACAGUAAAGACUCCAGUAUGAGCGGCUAUAUCAACAACAGCCUGUCAGUGUACAACAUUUCACAGAUGCACCCAGACAACAUGCCUGAGGACUACUGGCAUGAUAACUCCACCACCACAUGCAGAUAUCGAGACUAUCGUUACCCUCCAGGCCAUGAGAAGCAAUACAACCACACCAUGCAGUUUUGGCAUAUCUUGGCAGCCAAAAUGGCCUUUAUUAUUAUCAUGGAGCAUGUGGUCUUUGUGGUGAAGUUCUUUGUCGCUUGGCUUAUACCGGACGUCCCGUCAGAUGUGAAGGCAAGAAUCAAAAGGGAACGUUAUCUGGUCCACAAUUACCUCUACAACUAUGAAGUGCAGAAAGCUACAGCUGGGUGCCAGCUGCCUCAUUCGGGAACAUCCCUCACAUCCCUGGACGAACAUGAAGUGGUUUCUGAGAGUUCGUAACCUGAAUCAAACAAUCUGAAAGAAUAAUAAUUCCCUCAGAAGCAUAAAAGUCAGUUUUCUUUCAAUACAGAUGAGCCUUGAUAACUUUGAGUGCUGCGAUAAUGUGGAUAUUGUUUUAUUUUGCUUUUAUGUAACAUCUUUAUGAAAUGAUCAGAAAUAUUUGGAGGUGGUCUGAAUAGAAAUCAGAAACAAAGAAAAGGAUCCUGUACCUUACUUUUCUUCUUUUCUUUGAAAUAUCCUCUUAAAGCCUUAAAGCUUUCCAUGUUUAUGUGAAAGUAAACCCAAUAUGGGCUAGUAAAAGUUCUAUGUAUAGUAUAAACACUUUUAAGGAUGUGGUUAUGAUGUCCCUAUUUUUACGCAUUUUCUGCAAUGUAACAUAAAGGAUUUAUUUAUUAAAGAAGAAAAUUCUUUUUUGAAUGAAAUGGGAUCGGACAUUUAAAUAUAAAUGUAGUAAACACUGAGUACUUAUCCACUCUUUUUCCUUUCAUACUGGUAGCUGCAUAUUUGUCAGUAGCUCUGAUCUAAAUAGAGCUAUAAGAGUUUGAUUGUUAUGGUAUUUGUAUUUAGGUAAAUCUAAACAGUGCAUUGAAAAAACCAAGUACCUCACUGUGGCGAUACCAACAAUCAGAAGUGAUUUAUUUCUCUGAUUAGGAGCUGCAGGCUUGCAAUCUAACUUUCACGUUUGUUAUCAGCUUCUAUAGGGACCACAAACAACUGCCAAAAGAAACCUUUCGAAAUGUUUGCAGAUCGAUACAAAUAUCAGUUCUUCGAGUUUAGGUAAAAUAUUUUUAUUUCUAUGUAAAUAAAUGUAUGCACACUGUAAAUCUCAUUGUUUCUGUGGAAUUGAACAGUUAAAAGAUUUGCUUAGAAAAAACAAAACCUUUUAGUAAUCUACCUGGUAUAUAAACGUUAUUCAUUUUGUUUAACAUUACAUUAUUAAGCUUUUGGUGUUAAAUUACUCCAGGUUACACUAUUAUGAUUUUUGCAAGGUAUUGUAGAUACAAUAACAAAUUGCAAACAGUUUUUUAUAUAGUUUGGCUGCAUUCAGUUCUUUGUAUUGUGUUAUUGUCUUAUCUGAUUUGUUGGUGUCUCAAUAUUCUUCUUUUCUCUAGAAAUUGCCAUAAAACAGUGUCCUUAUCCAACAUUACCCCUUCUUCCCUAUGAGUGUUAUUUUUCAGCAUUUCUUUUAAAAAUAUUUUUUUUAUCUAUCUGGAACCAGUUAGGAUUAAAAAGCUGUGCUUUAUGAAGCCAUCGGAUCGCAAAGCAGUUUACAUUAUUUAAAAAAAAAAAUAAAUGUAUGCUAUUGUAAAUGUUUGGAUCUGUGUGUUUAUAAUUCAAAUAUCGUUCAUUGGCCUUUUAUUUUUGUUAUGAACAGGUAUUACAUUGGCAGCGUACAUCUAGCCUCUUUAGUCUCAUGUUUAAAAGCAAUCAACUUCUUGCUGAUUAUCACUUGCUAUGCACAGAUACAUCAUAUAAACUUAAUUAUGCAUGUGGCAUCGUGGCUUCCCAAACAAUAAAAUGCCUUAAACAUAUGUGUUUACAUGUUUUAUGUGUUUAUAAUGAAACAUUUGUUUAAUGUAUUGUAUGAUGCUAUUUGUUGCAGUUGGUUACUGCUUGCAGUCUUCCCACUUUUACUGCAUAUUGUCAAAGUGUAAAUUUUGUUUUUUUUUUCUUUUUAGUUUCUAUAACUUAUUAAAUAUGAACAUAAUCUC
Molecule: messenger RNA, 4667 nt
Organism: Cyprinodon variegatus (sheepshead minnow)
Lineage: Eukaryota; Metazoa; Chordata; Actinopteri; Cyprinodontiformes; Cyprinodontidae
Gene: ano5b
Product: anoctamin-5-like
Exons: 21
Coding region: 205-2955 (916 amino acids)
Biological process (GO): chloride transmembrane transport
Cellular component (GO): plasma membrane
Molecular function (GO): protein dimerization activity; chloride channel activity
Source: RefSeq, a predicted model, not a curated record